GGGUGGCUGACGAGAGCGCGUCUGCCAGCAAGCCACUGAGGGGGCGCCGCCGCCGCCUCAUUACCCCCGCCGGCCCGGAGCCCGAGAGAAGCAGACGCAGGCCGAGUGCGCUUCCCUGCCAGCCACUCCCGGUGCGUGCGGGCGCUUCCUCCCCUCCUCCCUCCCCUCACCCUAAGUGGGCUCGGCCCCUCCUCGACAGGUUCUUCCUUUCUUUGUCUGAAAUAUCUGCAAUCCAAAAAUGGCAGCAAAUAAGCCCAAAAGCCAAAAUUCUUUGGCUCUGCACAAAGUCAUCAUGGUGGGCAGUGGGGGUGUAGGAAAAUCUGCAUUAACUCUACAGUUCAUGUACGAUGAGUUUGUGGAAGACUAUGAACCUACCAAAGCAGAUAGCUACAGAAAAAAGGUGGUCCUUGAUGGGGAAGAAGUCCAGAUAGAUAUAUUGGAUACAGCAGGACAGGAGGAUUAUGCUGCUAUUAGAGACAACUAUUUUCGAAGUGGAGAGGGUUUUCUCUGCGUAUUUUCUAUUACAGAGCUUGAAUCUUUCGCCGCUACAGCUGACUUUAGAGAGCAGAUUUUAAGGGUAAAAGAAGAUGAGAAUGUUCCUUUUUUGUUAGUUGGUAACAAAUCAGAUUUGGAAGACAAAAGACAAGUUUCUGUAGAAGAAGCAAAAAACAGAGCUGAUCAGUGGAAUGUUAACUAUGUGGAAACAUCUGCUAAAACGCGAGCUAAUGUUGACAAGGUAUUUUUUGACUUAAUGAGAGAAAUCAGGGCAAGAAAGAUGGAAGACAGCAAAGAAAAAAAUGGGAAAAAGAAAAGGAAAAGCCUAGCCAAGAGGAUCAGAGAAAGAUGUUGCAUUUUAUAAUCAAAGUUCCAAACUCUCUUCAUACCUUGACCAUACUAAUAAAAUCCAUAACUUAUAGCAUGCCAUUUGGAGGCUCCUACGACUGAAAUUACUCUUAACAAUUUGGGAAUUGUAAUGUACCACUUAAAGCAUGAAUUGGUACAGCACUGAAGUAGUUCACUGAAAAGGUGUAAUGUGGCUUCAAGAGAAGCAGAAUUCAACCCAUUUCAUAACUUGCCUCCUCUCACCACGGUUCUUCUGAAUGUAGAGGGUUUUUUCAUGGGCAGUCUUUCUUGAACUCUAAACAAAAAGCAUUACUUUCUAUGUUUCUCCUAAAGCAUUACUUUCUAUGUUUCUCCAUACACUUUUUAUAUCACCAAAUCUUCAUUUUGUCUUCUACUGCCUUGAAAACUACAGCGGUGGUCAAAACUAAGCGAAGGUAGUAUAUAAGCUUUUUUGCUGUUAUAAGAUUAUGCAAAUUAGAGAAGAGUAACUGGCUCUGUUCUCUGCUUCUAUUGGGUGUCAUUUACACAAGGAAUUAGCUUAGACAGUAUAAACUCGAGAAUAUUUGAAUAUGCCUUAAUUUAAACGUUGAAAAAGUUAAAGUAGUUAAGGGUAUAUCUUCAUUCUGAUGCAUUGAGGUGUGCAUCAUUGUGAAAUUAUAUCUGGUAGUGUGGAGUGCAGUUUUUGUGAGCAAUUUUGCUAACUAGCUGUGUGCUAGCAGUAUGUCUGAUCAGAAAAGUGUGCCAUACUCUGGGUCUUGAAUAAUCCAGAGCAUACUGUUACCUUGAUUCAAUGAAGAUUGCUUUAAGUGAAAGGGCCGACAUGUAUAUGUACAACUAAGAUUAAAUAUAAACGUGAAAAGGAUACAGCACAUUUCAGUCUGAAGUGGUCACUUCUUAAUGCAUAGAGACUUGACAUUGACCUCUGUCAAAUACUUAAUGUAUUUGGGGAGGUUAUUUUCCUAGGCUUGGAGCACAGUGUGGACUUCAGUAGCACAAAUGUGAUCUUUCUCUUAGGGAUUUUUGGAAAAUACUGAGAAGUUGUCAGUUUUUCUUGUGUUCCUCAUGUUAAGCCUUUGGGGACAUGAACUGUGCAUUACCUAAUGGGACAGCAUUCCAGCAUUUUCUGGUUUAAUAUCAAUUAACCAGCCCACCCUGCUCUGCAGUAUAGACAGACUAGACAGUGUGCUUCCAAAAUCCAUCAAUACACUACAAAUGUAUUGUCUUCUUCUGCAUUUGAAAGAAUACUAGCACAAUGUUAGUAUGUGGAAUUGAGCUAAAAACAAGCCACUAUCCUUGAGGCUUUUAAGCCUUUUGGGUAUGGGUGUAAAGGUUAGAUCAGUUCCAAAAAAUACUUUUUUAUAUACAUGUGUAAACUUAUGAAUUGUCAGUUCAAGAUGUGUCUGAGCAAAAUAGACAACAUGUGUAUUUAACAUGCUAACAAGUAGACAUUAGUAAUGUGGCUGUAGAACAUUUGAUUAUCAAAUACAUUUUGUAUGUACAUUUCUCCAGUAGAUGCUACCAUGUGCAGAAUUAGUUCUUGAUGUGCCUGACUGAGCUGGUUGGUCCUCAUCUUAUUGUAUAUUUGUUUUCAGUCUGUCUAACCAGGGAGUUUAACCACUAACAUUGUGAUGUUUGUGUAAUUGGAACCAAGGUGUUAUGAAGCCAAUGGACACAUAGAAACAAUUGUCGUAGGCUGAUGCCUUAUCAGAUUCUUUUUAUUUGCUAUUUGAGCCAUUGACUAUAAAUAAACUUUCAUUUUUUUAAA
This is a messenger RNA of Elgaria multicarinata webbii, 2608 nucleotides long. It is a transcript of the gene RALA, whose product is annotated as RAS like proto-oncogene A. The record is from RefSeq and is a predicted model, not a curated record. Lineage: Eukaryota; Metazoa; Chordata; Lepidosauria; Squamata; Anguidae. Bases 239 to 859 code for a protein of 206 amino acids. The transcript has 5 exons. Gene Ontology annotation, molecular function: GTPase activity; GTP binding; GDP binding. Gene Ontology annotation, biological process: regulation of exocytosis; Ras protein signal transduction. Gene Ontology annotation, cellular component: plasma membrane.